AUGAAUUCGGACACUCCGCGCGUUUCCUUCAUCGGAAUUGUCGAUUUCACUGAAGAGGCAAAGUGGCUAUACUGUUCAGAAUCAGUAUCAGACUUGCUAGGAUUCGAACCGCAUGAACUUAUUGGCACGCCGUCGCUCAAUCUCGUCCACCCCGACGAGUUUACCGAGGUCAAGUCGAUGCACUACAGUACAAUCACUCAGGAUCGUGCUGCGGUGCUCGCCUACCUCCGGAUGAAACACAAGGAUCCAUACAAAGGCUAUAUUUUGUGCGCCAUUUCGCGAACCGUAUGCCAGAAUGUCCUCGUCGGCAGCGUUUCGUACGCAUCGCCUGGACCGAAAGCCAUGCACAAUGCCUCCACCGCACAGGAAGUCAGGAUCAUCACGCCGUCCGCGAAAGACUUCGAAUUCCGACGGUGGAAUGACCCGAACCCGAUGCCUCCCUGCCCGGUGCCAAACCUCAGUCGUAGCGUAACUCCAACGGGCUCUCCUUCCGGCAGCAGAUCCCCAUCCCCAUCCCCGGAGCGUGAGGCCGAGGCUCCCGAGCACUUUGACCCGCUUCCGGAACAGUCGCCGCGUACGGCCUUGUUCCUGGACCGCUUCUCGCUGAAUUGCCCGAUCCUGUAUUGCUCGAACGACAGCAUCCUGCAGACGACGCAUGUGCUGGGCCGGAGCUUCUUCGACUUCGUCAUGCGCUCGGACGAGGACCUCGUCAGGAGCUGGAUCGAUGUCAUCAAGAGCUGGGGCGUCAAUGAACGCGGGCAGCCGAGCGACGGAGGGUUCGGAUUCGGGAAGUUUAAAGUAUGCGUGGAAGGGAGGGACUCGAGCGAACGCCCUCCUGACCCCGCGCCUUCACGCCGAGGGCAUCAGUCAAAUCGCGACCGUGAGCGGGGACGAGACCGCGAGCAUGACUACCAAAAGGCACAUCGCGCUUCCCACGGGACCACACACGACCCAUCUCACGGCCGGAACCGCCGUAGAGGAGAACCGCAGCAGCAGAGACUGGUCGUGGAUGCCAUCUUUUCGGCCCACUCCGACGGUCUGAUGGUCAUAAUCCGCAAAUCCGAGUCAUAA
Messenger RNA from Laetiporus sulphureus 93-53, 1071 nucleotides. RefSeq lists its product as uncharacterized. The transcript has 7 exons. The record is from RefSeq and is a predicted model, not a curated record. Gene Ontology annotation, molecular function: protein binding. The coding region runs from base 1 to 1071 and encodes 356 amino acids. Lineage: Eukaryota; Fungi; Basidiomycota; Agaricomycetes; Polyporales; Laetiporaceae.